GAUGUCUGCUAAAAUUUUUAUUAUUUUUGUUGUUUUUACCGUUGUUUUUAUUCAUUUAUGUUGUAUGGGGGGAAAAGAAGUUGGAAGAAAAACUUAUAGAAAACAGAAUAGCUUUCCAAAAUCUACAUAUACACCACCCCCAGGGGCUAGUGGCCAUAAUAACACGGAAGCAGAGAAAGGUAAAACUAAAAUUGAAAAUAAAGAAGAAAAACCUAAAAACAAAAGGAAGGAAGACGAGUCUGAUUUGGAGGAGGGUGAAUUUAACCCUAAAUAUUACAAAUAUACAUCAAAACAGAAAUUGUGGACUGGUUAA
Messenger RNA from Meloidogyne enterolobii, 313 nucleotides. The record is from the annotation of a GenBank genome assembly. NCBI's taxonomy places the organism in Eukaryota, Metazoa, Nematoda, Chromadorea, Rhabditida, Meloidogynidae.